AUGAAGUCUCAAAAGGGAAACAUGAAGAAGAAAAGUGCGAAUUCAGGGUUAGUCGCUGUAGCAGUUGAUAAAGAUAAAGGAAGCCAACGUGCUCUUAAAUGGGCAGCUGAUAAUCUUGUCUCCAAAGGGCAAACCAUUAUCCUCCUCCAUAUACAAUGCCUUGAUGUAACGGUUGAGGAUGACAACAUUGUCAAGUCCCUUGCGGAAUAUGUUACCAAUGGUGUGAUUGAGAAUUUGGUUCUUGGUGCCUCGUCAAGGCAUGGAUUCAUGAGAAAAUUCAAGAUGUCUGAUACACCGAGCAAUGUAGCGAAAGCAGCACCUGAUUUCUGUACAGUUUACGUCAUUUCAAAAGGGAAGGUAUCAUCUGUCCGUAAUGCCUCGCGUGCUGCUCCAUAUCGAUCACCGCUUAUGGGUCAGAUUGAAAAUCACUCUGCAAUCUCUAACUAUGAAAAAUUCAGGAACACCAUGAGCUUUAGAGAUAGGGGCCCGGGAAGGUCUUCGGUUUCUAGCUCCAUUGAAGAUUAUGGAAAGUCACCUAUGGCGAGGACAUCAAAUUACGCAAACUCAUUCUAUGAUUUGUCAGACUCGGAAAACGACAUUUCAUUUAUUUGCUCAGGCAGGCCAAGUACCACAAGCUCAGGCAGGCCAAGUACAAGCACUAAUGGAAGGUCUGACAUGUCUUUUGUGAGCUCAGGCAGGCCAAGUACAAGCACUACUGGAAGCCCUUCCUUCAUCUACGAGUUUCCUGAAUCUGGUUUAACCCCGAGAAUGUCCACGGGCUCUGGACAAAGCGUUGGCUCUAUGCGUCUAGGAAUCAGGUUUAACGACACCAAUAUCCAACAUGAAUACUCAUUCGUCUCACAAGAUAGCGGUCGCUCAUCUUGUUCUUGUUCACCACAAAAUUUGGAAGAAGUGGAAGCUGAGAUGCGGAAAUUGAAACAGGAACUGAAACACACAAUGGACAUGUAUAAUACAGCUUGCAGAGAAGCAAUAGCAGCACAGCAAGAGGCGAAGGAGCUCCAACGUAAGAAAAUGGAAGAGGAAGGAUGGGUGCAUGAAGGACAAUUAUCAGAGAAAUCUACAAAGUCGACAGUCGAAAAAGAGAGAGCAACCAAAGCUGUCAAGGAUGCUUCUCAAACAGCAACCAAGUUAGCAGAGCUUGAAACACAAAAAAGAGCCAUAGAAGCUGAAGCUUCUUUCUCUGAUUCCAGUUUAAGAUACCGGAGGUAUGUUAUUGGUGAGAUUGAAGAAGCCACAAACUCUUUCGACGAGGCUAAUAAGAUAGGCGAAGGCGGAUAUGGUCCCGUUUAUAAGGGUCACCUUGAUCAUACCCCUGUUGCUAUUAAGGUUUUGAGACCAGAUGCUGCUCAAGGAAGAUCUCAAUUUCAGAGAGAGGUGGAAGUUCUUAGCUGCAUAAGACAUCCGCAUAUGGUGCUACUUAUUGGAGCAUGUCCAGAGUAUGGAGUGCUUGUUUAUGAGUAUAUGGCCAAAGGGAGUUUAGCUGAUAGACUGCAUAGGCACGGAAGCGGGCCACCGCUCUCGUGGGAGCUCAGGUUUCGCAUUGCAGCCGAAGUUGCAACGGGUUUGCUCUUCCUUCACCAGACGAAACCCGAGCCUAUAGUGCACCGUGAUCUGAAACCCGGAAACAUUUUGAUUGACCAGAACUACGUGAGCAAAAUAGGGGAUGUUGGAUUAGCCAAACUAGUGCCUGCAGUUGCUGAAAACGNCACACAAUGCCACGUCACGUCAACCGCUGGGACUUUCUGUUACAUUGACCCGGAAUACCAACAAACCGGAAUGCUUGGUGUGAAAUCUGAUGUCUACUCCUUCGGUAUCUUGCUUCUCGAGCUGCUCACAGCGAAAAGGCCUACAGGUUUGUCUUUUACCAUUGAGCAAGCAGUGGAGCAAGGGAAAUUCAAGGAAAUGUUAGACCCAGCAGUGCCUAAUUGGCCGGUGGAACAAGCUUUGUCUUUGGCAAAGAUUGCACUUAAAUGCGCGCAACUGAGAAGGAAAGACCGACCAGACCUCGGAAAAGAGGUUUUACCAGAGCUCAAUAGACUGAGAGCUCUUGCAGAUGCGAAUAUGGAGUGGAUUAUGUUCAACUUUAGCAGAGGCCGUUCACCAAAUCAUAGCCAAACCAUCUUGCCACCGGUUGAUGAAAUGAGCGCAACCUCGGAUAGCUCUAAUACACAUUCAAGUACUUUAUCAGAAACAGAGAAGACCUCAGACCAAAAUGAAGAGGAUUAG
Molecule: messenger RNA, 2247 nt
Organism: Arabis nemorensis
Lineage: Eukaryota; Viridiplantae; Streptophyta; Magnoliopsida; Brassicales; Brassicaceae
Source: the annotation of a GenBank genome assembly